Molecule: messenger RNA, 4683 nt
Organism: Musca domestica (house fly)
Lineage: Eukaryota; Metazoa; Arthropoda; Insecta; Diptera; Muscidae
Product: aminopeptidase N
Exons: 14
Coding region: 456-3968 (1170 amino acids)
Biological process (GO): proteolysis; peptide catabolic process
Cellular component (GO): cytoplasm
Molecular function (GO): zinc ion binding; peptide binding; metalloaminopeptidase activity
Source: RefSeq, a predicted model, not a curated record
GCUCGUUUGCUGCUGCUGUGUGCUUGGCCAUAUUUUCCUUCAGUCUGCAAAUUUAUCGUUACGGCGACGGUUUGAUGAAUUCGUUGGUACGGUAACGCGUCUGCUAACCAAAAAAGAAAUAAAAAUAUACUGCGUGCGAUUUGCUAUAAAAAAAUAAAAUGCCAUACUAAACGAAUUUUAAAUGGAAUUAUGCAAAUAUUCUUCGGCCGAAAAUAAUACUACAUACAUAGUGCUUAGAAGACAAAUGUAAAUUUUAAAGUGAAUUUAAAAUCAAUAUCUAUUUUUUGUCCAUAUAAAAAAAAUAUUGUAAAUUGGUGAAAAAGCAAUCAAAAAAAAAAAAAAAAAAAAUCAUACAAAGAAAUUAGAAAUUUUCCGAAUUUCACCAGCAAAGGAAAUUCGUCGGUUCUUCGCUCGAGUUAAAUACUAAAAGCAGCAAGUUGUACACGUUUGGCACCAUGGAGGGAGGUUAUGUGAAUGAAGAGGAUUCGGAUGCCAUUAUAGGUGUGGAAAGUCCAGCACGCAUUCCAAUCAAUUGCAAUCCGUCGUCAUCAUCCGCUGCAGCAAUGCAUCAUAAUCACCAUCAUCAUGAUCUUGAUCAUCAUCACGACCACCACCACCAUCAUCAUCAUCAUCAGCAGCAACAUGACACACGCCACCCCUCACCCCUGCUGCCGGCCAGUGACACCUCGUCACCCAUAAAGCUUUCACUAAGUCCCGAUGAUGACGAUGAUCUGGAUCUGACACUGCCCUAUGCUAGCACCACAAAACCGUUAGAUUCGAAAAACACGAAACGACCCACCUGGCUGACAACCUCGGAGGGAGCCCGACAGCUGUUUCGCAACAUUGAUUGGCGUGACUUGAGAAAAUUCAAACAAAGAUUCUAUUUUGAAUAUUACCCCAAGGAGGAGUUUAUGGGCGGGCAGCUAAAAACAAAAAAUGGCCAAAAAUAUGUCUUCAAUGGCCGGCCAUCGGGUAUAUUUGUAUCGAAAAUGUGUGCCGUCUGUUCGUUCAUCAUCGCCUUGCUGAUACUCAUCUUUAGUGUGGCCAUUACAUAUUUCAUAACAGCCAACACAAUGACAACGGGCUGCACAAAUGGCCAUGGUCCCGUGGCCGCUGACAAUCACUUAGCCACAGCCAGUAUGCUGGGCAUGCCAUUGCCAAAAUCGAAAUACAACAACGAUGAGGUGGCGCCUGUCGGUGACAUACCGCCGGACAAUGACAUAUUCGGCGAGGCGAAAGACAAGUUCCCGGAUCGUCAACUGCAAUUGUAUGACGGCUGGUUACCGCUGCACUACAACCUCAUUAUCGAACCGAACAAUCAAACAUCCACCAGCAAUGGCAGUGUGGCGAUACGUGUCCAACGUGACGCCCGCCUAAAAUCCUUCGAACCCAUUGUCUUGGACAUCAAUAAUGUAACGGUGACAAAUGUGCGCGUUACACGUGACACCUAUGCCGCGAAUCUGAUGCAAGCCGAGGAUGUUGAAUUCGAGGGUAGCUACAAUGGCGACUACUCUGCGUAUGUUAUCACACUGGCCAAGUCGCUGGCUGAUGAGAGAGAUGUGCGACUGAUUGUCAGCAUGGAUUUCGUGAGUCAAAUUACGGAUACACUGCAGGGAGUCUAUAAGACUAGCUACCUCGAUGUGAAUACCGGAAGGAAAGAGUGGAUGAUCAGCACCCAAUUCUCGCCCAUUGAUGCCCGUCGUGCAUUCCCCUGUUUCGAUCGUCCCGAUAUGAAGGCGAAUUUUACAAUCAGUAUUGUUAGACCCACCCGCACAGCCAUGGCCCUGUCCAACAUGCCCGUGGAUAAUAGCACCAUUUGCCGUCCCGGUUUUACACGUGAUGACUUUAUGACCACACCCAAAAUGCCUACCUACCUCUUAGCUUUUAUUGUCUCGAAUUUGGUGAAAUCACAUUAUUCCGAUCACGAUGCCAAUUUGGUGCCGCGUGUGGAAAUCUGGACCCGACCCGAGAGUCGUGACAUGACGCCCUAUGCCUAUUCGUUGGUGCGCAAAUUCCUGCCCUUCUACGAGGGUUAUUUUGGUAUUAAGAAUCGUUUGCAGAAAAUCGAUAUGGUAACGGUGCCCGAUUUUGGUUUUGGUGCUAUGGAAAAUUGGGGCUUAAUAACAUUCAGAGAUUCCUCGCUCUUGGUACCAGCCGAUUUAGAGAAAGCCUCCUCCUCCGAACACAUGGAAUAUGUUGCGCAAAUUGUUGCCCACGAGCUGGCCCAUCAAUGGUUUGGCAACUUGGUCACACCCAAAUGGUGGGAUGAUCUAUGGUUGAAGGAAGGAUUUGCCUGUUACAUGAGUUACAUUGCCCUGAAUAGUGUUCAUCCGGAAUUUGAAAUUAUGGACACAUUUACGGUGUUCGAAUUCAAAGAGUCAAUGCAACAUGAUUCCGACAACAGUUCCCAUCCCAUAUCGUUCAAUGUUAAAUCGACCAAUGACAUACGUCGUAUCUUUGAUCCCAUCACCUAUUCCAAGGGUACCAUACUGUUGCGCAUGCUCAACUCCAUUGUGGGCAAUGAGGCAUUCCGUGAUGCCACGCAGGAUUUGUUGAACAGCUUUGCCUAUGGCAAUGCUGAUCGUGAUGACCUAUGGGAAUUUAUGACCAAACAUGGUCAUUUGAAGAAAACCCUACCGGAACACAUGGACAUUAAGACGAUUAUGGAUACAUGGAUCUCGAAGCCCGGUUAUCCGGUCAUCAAUGUGGAGCGACACAAUGCCGAUUUGAUAAUUACCCAAGAACGUUAUAUUUUACCCUCACGUGAUAUGGCCGAUGACAGCAAAUGGAUUGUGCCGAUAACAUUUGAAACGAAUGAGGUGCGCACUGGCCACACCAUACCCACCCAUUGGCUAAUGGAUAAUGGUCACGAAUUGGUGAUCAAAGAUGUCUUCACAUCGGACAACAACACCAAUGACAUUGUCUAUUUGAAUUUGAAUCGUCAGGGAUAUUAUCGGGUCAAUUAUGAUUUGGUUUCGUGGUUGGCAUUGAAAAAGGAAUUUGCCAAUUUGCCGCGCGUAACCAGGGCCCAGUUGCUGGACGAUGCCUUCCAUUUGGCCCAGGCUGAGUACUUAACCUAUGACAUACCGUUGACAUUCCUUAUGGAGAUUUUCACAUCCAUCGAUGAUGAGCUGCUGUGGUCGUCGGCCCAACAGGGUUUGAACUAUUUGAUACACAUGAUGAGCCGUGAACCGGGGUAUGAAACAUUUAGGGCCUUUAUGAAGUUCAUGGUGCGCCCGGCCUUUGACCAGUAUGGUCUCCAGGAACCCGAUAAUGAAUCACAUAUCCAGUUGCAGCAUCGAGCAUUGGUUGCCAAAUUAGCUUGUAAAUUUAAAUAUGAUCGCUGUUACAACAUUGCCCACACCAAAUACAGGGAAUGGAUGCAAAAUCCCAAUUUUAAUCGCAUCACACCCAACAUGAAAUCAAUUAUCUAUUGUACUGCCAUGGAGGAGGGUUCCUUCCAAGAAUGGCAUUUUGCCUAUAAACAAUACAAUCGUACCACAAGUGCCUCAGAAAAAGAACAGAUCUUAUCAUCGCUGGGUUGUACAACGAAACCAUGGUUGUUAUCCAAAUAUUUAAAUAUGACACUCAACUCCACCCUUAUUAUGAAACAGGAUGGCGCCCGUGCAUUUAGAGCUGUUGCCGAAAAUCCAAUUGGUUUUGAAAUUGCUUUUGAUUUCUUGCAGACGAACAUUAAGGAAAUAGCCGAAUACUUCGGUGAUGGUUUCUCCACAUUGACAUCAAUGGUGAAAUCGAUAACCACCUACAUGAGCAAAGAAUACCACAAAGAGCAGCUGGAACGUUUCCGUGAAAAGGCGAAAGGUCUGGGUCUACAGGCUGUGGUGACAGCAAUCGAUUUGGCCAUGGAACAGGUCAAUAAUAAUAUUUAUUGGCGUAAUCGUUCCUACUACAGUCUCAAGUCAUUUAUCGACAUUAUUGUGGAAGAUUUUGAAAUUCCAAUUUUCUAAAGAGGAGAGUCGUCGUCGUCAUCAUUGCCAACGAAAACACUUCACACACAUAUACACACACAUACACACAAACACAUAUACAUCUUUACAUAAACGAUCUUUAAAUUAAAAAUAAAUAACAUAAAACACAUACUUACAUUACAUGAAUAUGUUUUUAUAGUUUUAUAAGUUCAAAAAAGAAAAGAAGAAGAAAAUCAAUGAAAUUUAAGUAUUUGUUUGCAAACAACUCAAAGAUUAAGAAGAGAAGAAAAGAAUUGAUAGUUUAAAAAAAGAAACUAAGAAAACGAAAACCAAUCAAUCACCUUUUUGUAUAGAAAUGAAAUAUUUUUUGUUUUUGAUUUUGAAAACAUUUCUUCAAAACUUUCUGUUAUUACAAAUUUAAUUUGCAAACAAAAAGUGAUAUAAUUUUAGUUUUUAAUUUAAUCACGAUUUACAAUUUAGUAUUGAGCUUUAAAGCUAAUUUUUAAUUAUAACGAACAUUACAUACAUAUACAUGUUUUUUUUUUAUUUAAAUUUAUUCUAAUGCGAUUUUAUUUGAUUUGUAUUGUGUCCUGUUUUUGCGGAGCGUAGAUUCCCCGGAUAUAUUAUUUAUUUUAUUUUUGUUUUUUAUUUUUUUUUAAUGUAUAGAAUCUGUGCUAUAUGUAAAUUUAAAAUAUUACGAUUAUUAUUUUUUUAAUAUAAUUUUAAGUAUUGUUCCUAUAUAACAAAGAAAUAA